CGCUUAGCUUAGGUAUUGUUAGUCACGGCCCUCAUUGCACGGAGUGCGAUCGUGUUUUCGUUUCAAACGGGAAAUCGAUUUAUAUAAUACCAGGUACAAAUAAAUUUGUUUAAAAUAAAAUAAAUAUUACGUCAGCUGUUUUGGAGGAACGCAACAAUUUUACCCAUUAAUAGAACGUUUAUUAUGCGAUUAAAAAAAAUCGGCAAAUCGUGAACUUGAAAGUGUGUCUUGUUAAUUAAGAAAGUCGGACAAUAGAUUUAAAAUGACUUCGCUAACUAUGACUACCACGCUUACUAAUGGACAUUGCAAUGGCAAACUGGAGACCACAAUCAACGGCUAUAAGAAAAAUGGUAUAGUGAGGCCAGAACCAAUAGAAGCUUCUUCAAUACGGACAGCAGCACCCUUCAGCACGGACCCCGCAGCGGUCGCGGAGAGGGAGCGAUGUCACUACGGGCGCAUCCCGCGGGCGGUGGCUCUGUCGGGUACGGCGCCGCGCAAGGUGCGCGUGUACUCAGAUGGCAUAUACGACAUGUUCCACCAGGGCCACGCGCGGCAAUUGCAACAGGCCAAAACGGUCUUCCCAAAUGUAUACCUCAUUGUUGGAGUGUGCAACGACAAGUUAACACACAGCCGAAAGGGGCGUACCGUGAUGACGGAGGAUGAGCGGUACGAGGCGGUCAGACAUUGCAGAUAUGUGGACGAGGUGGUCCGUGACGCACCGUGGGAGUACGACGAGGAGUUUCUAGAGAAGCACAAGAUAGACUUCCUGGCGCACGACGACAUCCCCUACACGACGGAGGACUGCGAGGACACGUACGCCAUGAUCAAGGCGAAGGACAUGUUUGUGGCCACUGAACGGACAGAAGGUGUAUCAACGUCAGAUAUCGUGGCGCGAAUAGUGCGCGACUACGAUAUCUACGUACGGCGGAAUCUCGCGCGCGGCUACUCGGCCAAAGAGCUCAAUGUGUCCUUCCUUAACGAGAAAAAGUUCCGCUUGCAAAACAAGAUGGACGAAUUGAAGGAUAAGGGGAAGAAGGUGGGCCUAUCGGUGAUGACGAACAUCGGCGAGAAGCGCGUGGACAUACUGACGAAGUGGGAGGAGAAGUCUCGCGAGCUGAUCGACGCGUUCCUGCUGCUGUUCGGGCCGGACGGGCGGCUGUCGAGCAUCUGGAACGAGUCCAAGGGGCGGCUCAUGCAGGCGCUCAGCCAGCCGCCCUCGCCCGGCUCCUCGCCGCCGCCCAGCGAGAACGGCGACGACGAACCUGACCACCGACGUUCAGUAUCGCCCCCGCCGCCGAAGUCGCGCCGCUGCGAGCCGUGGGAACCGCACGCAGAUGCAUCGAGCUCUGAGCGCAUUGGCGACUCGGAAGAGACAACACAGCGCCAGCUGACAGACGACGGCUCCGACGACAGCGACGAUGAUUUCCAAGAUCCGAGCCCAUAUCUCACCUAGGAGUUCGCCCCUCUGUCCAUCAGUGAGCAAGACUGGCCUUGAUCUACCCGAAAGAAUUUAAAAAAAUUCGUUCGUUAUAAAUCAUAACAAAUUAUGUAAAUUUAUUUUACAACCUAUAUUAAUAUACAUAGUUCUUAAUCUUCUACAAGAUACAAUGUUACAAGAAUUAAAUGUUUCUUAGUUUGUAUCAAGCGUGGUGAUAGCGUAAUUUGAAAAUACUUUACAUUUGUAAAUUGAUAGACGUUAAUGGGGUGAAAUCAUGGUCAAUGCUACAUGAACUUAAUGUCGAUACUCAAUAGUGGGAUUGUAUCAAAGUAUUUUUAUACAGUGUACGUCCAUAGACAUCGAAAAGAUUAAAGCGAUGGAUAGUCGCGAGCAUUUCUCUGGAGCUAAUGUUAAGUUAUUUAUGUCAUGGCUUAUGUAUGUCUGCUGUUGGAACAGAUGAGUGAAUGUAUUUAAUCCUAUUAGUUUUAUUAUUAUUUAUGUUAAUAUAAAUUUUCUCAUUAGAACAUUUGGAGCCUUAUGUAGCACCACCAACAAUUUCUAGGUGCAAAGAGUAUAGAUUAUUAUUGUAAAAUACUCUUAUGACAGUUGAAUAAAGAGGUGCUUAUUAUUAAAA
Messenger RNA from Zerene cesonia (dogface butterfly), 2072 nucleotides. RefSeq names its product choline-phosphate cytidylyltransferase B-like. Lineage: Eukaryota; Metazoa; Arthropoda; Insecta; Lepidoptera; Pieridae. Gene Ontology annotation, biological process: CDP-choline pathway. The record is from RefSeq and is a predicted model, not a curated record. The transcript is spliced from 8 exons. Gene Ontology annotation, molecular function: phosphatidylcholine binding; choline-phosphate cytidylyltransferase activity. Bases 263 to 1453 code for a protein of 396 amino acids.